This is a messenger RNA of Fusarium venenatum, 978 nucleotides long. RefSeq lists its product as uncharacterized. Gene Ontology annotation, biological process: regulation of DNA-templated transcription. Gene Ontology annotation, molecular function: zinc ion binding; DNA-binding transcription factor activity, RNA polymerase II-specific. Lineage: Eukaryota; Fungi; Ascomycota; Sordariomycetes; Hypocreales; Nectriaceae. The record is from RefSeq and is a predicted model, not a curated record.
AUGAUCAAGUCCAUCAAACAGUCGAAAAGAUUGAGUGAUCUCUCAAAUGGCCAAAACUUAUCGUUCCUGGUUCAUAGUGGGGAGCUGGACACUGGCUUACAAAUGCGCAUUCGACAAGUUCUCCGCGAUGGGUAUUAUCGAGGAUCUCGACCUCCACUCACAGCAUUACAUUUUCACGAGUCUAGUAUUGUCAGCAAACCCACGAGUACUGGCCUUCGGAUCUUCAAUCCUUUACAUCUUGAAGUAGUACGCGUUUUCCAACCAGCUACACUCCAUCAUUUAUCAGCCAUCCUGCGAGGCUUCCCAGCUGAGUUUGCAGAAAACAAUAAAACAGCUUUCAUCCAUUCUGGUAUCUAUCCACUACGUCUUCCGCAUCAACUCCAGCAGGUUCGGGACCUAUGCUAUAGUUACCAGGUCGGAGGCGAGUAUCUCGCAAGUCAUCGACUCGAUGCUCUACGAUCCACAAUUCGUCGGUUACUUCGCUCCGCAACACGCACUUCCUCGUUUGGAGAUACACUAGCCUACGCUCAAGCAAUAAGUCUUGCACAAAUCAUCCGUCUUUUAGUCUGCAAAGAUACAUCUGAAGAUCAAACAGAGAGCGAUAACGAAGACAUGUGGGCGCUCACACACCAGCUUUGGCAACAUGCGCCCGUCCAAUUGCCCAGCACCUUGAGUCCUUGGCAAGCAUGGCUAUUCUCCGAAAGUGUUCGUCGAACUAUCAUGGUUUGCAACAUACUCCUUGCGGUCUAUAGCUCGUUAAAGAGAGGCUAUGCGAUGCAUUCGCUUUGUGUUGAGGCCCUGCCGUUUGAUGUUCGGACGCACCUUUGGGAUGCUGAAACCGAAAACGAGUGGGUAGGUGGCGCGUUGAGGACUACGGGCCCGUCAUUGGUAACGUUGAGCCAGUUCACAGCUUCGCAACUAGUCGUUAUUCAUGGUUCGAAGUUCGAGGAUCUUUUGGUGCAAGCAUUUGAAAGAUGA